Pollicipes pollicipes is the source of this 387-nucleotide messenger RNA. RefSeq lists its product as uncharacterized. The record is from RefSeq and is a predicted model, not a curated record. The transcript is spliced from 3 exons. Lineage: Eukaryota; Metazoa; Arthropoda; Thecostraca; Pollicipedomorpha; Pollicipedidae. Bases 64 to 387 code for a protein of 107 amino acids.
CACACCGUGUGUGCCCCGUGUGCGCAGCAGUGCAGUUCUGCGGGAUUCCAGUGCCAAUUAUGUAUGACUUCGUCGCCGUCGCUGCUGGACCACCCGCUGGUGGAGGAGCUGCUUCAGCGGCAGCACGAGGAGCAGCGGAGCCGGCUUUGCGGCCAGUGCGCAGAGCGCGGCGGACAGGCAGCCGCUUCCGGCACGUGCACCGAAUGCAGCACUGACCUCUGCAACGUCUGCAUUCAGACUUUUGACAACUACUGUGACACGUGCAACACGUUGGGGUGCGGGGAGUGCAUCCUCUCGGCGCAUCGCUCCCACCAGUCGUGCACGCUGCUUGCCAAAGAUGCAGAGGUGAAGGAGACGCUGAAGACCCGCCUGGCUGGCAUGAGGUGA